Messenger RNA from Eurytemora carolleeae, 1297 nucleotides. RefSeq lists its product as uncharacterized. NCBI's taxonomy places the organism in Eukaryota, Metazoa, Arthropoda, Copepoda, Calanoida, Temoridae. The transcript is spliced from 2 exons. The record is from RefSeq and is a predicted model, not a curated record. The coding region runs from base 76 to 864 and encodes 262 amino acids.
AAACUUUUAUAUUAAUUUAAAUGAAAGCCUUAUAACAACCCUGAAACCAACCCUUGAAACAACCCUUAAACAUUUAUGUUAGUAACUGAUCAGGUCUUGAAUAGUAUAUUUAAAAUCUAUAUAAGAAUGGGAAUAACUCCGAUAUUCAUUGUAUUUCUGGUUGGUGUUUAUUCUAGUGUCUGGCGAUUGAAGAAAAAUAUGUUUGAUAUCGGUUAUUUUGACGAGCACUCUUCAACAGAAAGUACAACUGUUGCCAUCCCUGUUGAUCUCAACUAUAAGCCAUCAAAUAUAAGUGUGCCAGACCCCCUUUAUGGUGAAUUAUCCGUUGAUGCCCCUGUCAAGUCCAAUAGAUUCCUGAACGACACCCUUGCUGUUGUCUACGCCCCUGAAUUUCUCGAGGACAUAGGGAAUCAUACAAAUUCUACUCAGAAAAUCAAUUCAAACCAAUCUAAUACUACAGUUGACACCCCUUACAAAUCUGCCAGAUUGGAUGACACCUUUGCUUUUGCCCCUGAAGUGUUCGAGAAUAUGCAAAGCUACCUAAACUAUACUGAUCAACCAGAUUAUAUCUUAAGGAAUAUGGAUGUAAAUAAUACUCUUAAUCAAACUGGACUCAUGAAUGUUAAACAUUAUGCUUUAACUGUCUACCCUACUUUUUUACUGCUUGUUCUAAAUGUUAUCCUGGUUAUCUACAUUAUUAUUAUCCGCUGUUGUACGAAAACUAAAAGAAGAAUGAGAAAUCGAGAAACCCAAACUGACGUCGCUAUCUACACAACUAGUUUAUUUAUAUGUCCUAAUCAAAAUUUAUCAAGUAAUGUGUUGGUGAAUGAAAACUUUUGUGAAGUAGAUCUUAAUACUCCUUAGACAGUUUUACUGUUUAUAAACGUGUAAUAUAAAUUCAUUGUUUAUUGAAGAUUUAACUAAUAAUAAAAUGUAAUUUUUAUAAUCUAUUUGUUCAUAUAGUAUAACUCGCCAUUAUGUACCGAAAAUACGGUACUAUGUUUCUUUAUACUUUUAAAUUAUCUUUUCUGAGGAUUGCUUUCUGAAUCUAUAUUUUUCUAUCUCAGUGAGAGAGGCUCAAAGUUUACUUACAAGGUUUAUUGUUAUUUCAUACUUCAUUUACAUCCAACGAGCAGUUGCAAAUUGCAAAAUACAAAGAUUAUAUAGCUUUUUAUAUAUAGUUUAGCUAGGCCUGAAUAUAGAUUGAAAAGAGCUUGGUAUAUUUUAACAAAGAACAAGAAUAAGGCUGAAAUAUUUGAAAAUAAUUAAAACAUAUUUUUACCAUUCUGGUACGACU